Molecule: messenger RNA, 1175 nt
Organism: Tripterygium wilfordii
Lineage: Eukaryota; Viridiplantae; Streptophyta; Magnoliopsida; Celastrales; Celastraceae
Product: GPN-loop GTPase 3
Exons: 9
Coding region: 154-957 (267 amino acids)
Molecular function (GO): GTPase activity
Source: RefSeq, a predicted model, not a curated record
ACGAAGAGGCUUAGGGCACCGCCUCAUGGGGGAAGCUUCCACUUCCAUAUGCUGAAUAGAGAUCAAAGAGGUGCAGCGGUGGUGAGAUAUCUUGUCACCUGCGGUUGUUUCUUGUUAUUUUUGACCUAGCAAAAGCAAUUUGAGGAGGAUAUCAUGGGCUAUGCUCAGCUAGUUAUUGGCCCUGCGGGCAGUGGAAAGUCAACGUACUGCACUAAUUUGUACCAGCACUGUGAAACUGUUGGAAGGACUGUACAUAUUGUGAACCUUGAUCCUGCUGCUGAGAAUUUUGACUACCCUGUGGCCAUGGAUAUUAGAGAACUCAUAUCAUUAGAUGAUGUAAUGGAGGAGCUUGGAUUGGGUCCUAAUGGUGGUCUGUUGUAUUGCAUGGAACAUCUUGAAGACAACCUUGAUGACUGGUUGACGGAGGAAUUGGACAAUUACUUGGAUGAUGACUAUCUAGUUUUUGACUGUCCAGGCCAGAUAGAACUUUUUUCACAUGUGCCAGUGCUCCGGAACUUUGUGGAGCAUUUGAAGCGUAAAAACUUCAAUGUUUGUGCCGUAUACUUGCUUGAUUCACAGUUCAUCACAGAUGUGACCAAGUUCAUAAGUGGAUGCAUGGCAUCUCUUUCUGCUAUGGUGCAGCUUGAAUUACCUCAUGUCAAUAUCCUCUCGAAAAUGGAUCUUGUAACCAACAAAAGGGAUCUUGAAGACUACUUGAAUCCAGAGCCUCGAGUUUUGCUGUCAGAGUUGAACAAACGCAUGGCCCCUCAAUUUGCAAAACUAAAUAAAACCUUAAUCGAAUUGGUUGACGGGUAUAGCAUGGUGAGCUUUAUCCCACUUGACUUGAGGAAGGAGAACAGCAUUCAAUAUGUAUUGGCUCAAAUUGACAACUGCAUUCAGUAUGGGGAAGAUGCUGAUGUGAAAGUCAAAGAUUUUGAUCCAGAGGACGAUGAUUAGCUUCAUUAUUAUUCACCAGGACUUGUUUACAUCGACAUUGGGGAAUUGAUGAAUCAUCACAGCUUUUUAUUUUUGUUGAUUUUUAUCCUUUUGGCAAGAGUUAUAGAUGAAAUGUUUGACCCCCCCUGGUUGUUUAAUGCCAUACUGAGUUUGAAGACGAAAGUAGUUGUAAUUAACAUGACACAAAAAUAAAAUAAAAUAACUUAUUGCAAGAAAAA